AUAAAGUAAUACUAAUAAUUAAUUAGACAUUCAGUCUAAUGUCUGGUUCUACGCCUGAUACAAACCAUAAUGUUCGUGUGAUUAAAUGUGCCUCUCUGAAUAAACCGGUUCCGUUCUGCAGGGACUGUGUGCCAUUUUAAUCGUGCGAUCAAUCAUAGCAGAACACUACAGCAAUUGAACAAAGUGUACUGAAUUAUAUAUCUCUCGAAUCGCCCAGGCCGUGCGACAUCUGUUGUCCUGCCCAACCAGAACGUGAAGGACUCUUUUUUUUACUUUUUGUUUUUCUUCUUUUUUUUUAAUAUUUUUUUUUUAUCCAAUACGAAACCUCGAUACAUUUCCACGAAAUUAAUUGCGCUCAUCCACGAAGAGCAACGCUUGCGUUCGCGAACGAUUUUUUGAUUGGUUCCAGGUGUCAUCAUUCGGUUUAACGUGAAGCGCAAGAACCAGUGUGAGGAACGGGUUUUUUUCUGGUCUGUCUGGCUGAACUCGGUCCAUUGUCUCCCAACCAGAACAGUUCCAUGAAGAUGUUUGAAUGACAAGCAAAUUAUAUAAAAUAUUUACGGAAAACGCACUAUUUUUGGAAUAAUCUUUAAAAGGAUUCUGUUGAUACCUUUGGAAAGUGUUUGUGAUCGUAUUUGUAAUACGGGUGGCAUUCAUUGACAAAAUGGUUUAGUUCAAGGGUUUCGACUGUUUGUUUUUGGUGGUUGUUUUUCAACAAGAAGGGUUUUAUCGUGGUAAACAGAAAUUGCUUUCGUGUUGACGAUGUUAUUAAAGUUUCAUUGAUGUAGAGUCUAUGGCUCUUUCAAAGGUAUCUGUAUUGUAAAACUAUAGCCAAUUUGUGUGCAUAUGUAAACUAUCUUUUGAAAUAAUGGACUGCUAAAAUAUUGCUGUUAAGUGAUAUGUAGGAUUGUAAUACAGAUAUUGGACUGGGGUAAACUUAAAUCUGUAGGAUUUCAGUAUGGGUAUUGGACUAGCGUAAACAAUCUUACGAAAUCUGUAAGAUUUUAUCAUUAAUAUUGAACUGCACAAAAGAAUCUUAAUGAAUUUGUAGGGUUUUAGUACACAUAUUGAUCACUAAUCAAUGUCAAGGAAUUUAAUGAAUUUGUUGGAUUUUAGAAUGGAUAUUGGACCGGAAUAAACAAUCUUAAUACACUAAACAAUUUUAAGGAACAUAAUGAAUGUGUUGGAUUUAACAUUAAUAUUCGUCUGGAGUAAACAGUCUUGAACACCGCUAAACCUUUGUUUUCCAAAGAACCUCUAGAACUCCAAGAUGGAUAUUAUACGGAUGCGAGCGAAAAGCGUCGAGGACAAGAAGUACAGACUUCUUCAGGAUCGUCUGGAAGCUGGACUCUCUGAAGGAGAGAGAUACUUUCUGACAGCUGCAGAGAUCGGGGACAUCGAUACCCUGAAAUCCCUGUUAAACGAGGGCAAGGUAAGCAUCAACUGUGUUGACCCUCAGGGUAGGACAGCAUUGGAACUGGCCGUGGCGGCAAAUGUCGAAGGUGUCGUCUGCCAUUUGCUGGACAAGGUUUCUGGAAGGAUUGUUCACAAGGCUUUUCUUUGCGCCUGCGACUACGAUCGGGACACGAUCUUUGAGAUUAUAUUACAGCAUCCCAUUUACGCCAGGUCGCCGUCAGACGAAGAUGUGGAACUGACAAUGCCUUUGUAUUCCAAGUACGUGACGAGAAGAAACCCGCAGGUGGAGCUUCAGGAUAAGCUGAGGGAGGCGCUGAUUCGGGCGGCCAAGAGGAACAACUUCCAGAUCGUCAAGCAGCUUAUGCUGAGAGGGGCCACCCUGGUGCUCCCACACGACUACUUCUGCAACUGCAACCAGUGUACAACUCAACGCAGUGAGGAUUUUAAGGUGUACACUAGCACUAGACUCGACACCUUCCGAGCCAUGGCGAGCCCAGCCUAUAUGGUGCUUACGGAGGAGGACCCGAUCAUCUCCGCCUUCCGGCAUAGCGUCAACUUCCGGAAGAUGGCGGAAAUUGAAUCCGAAUUUAAGUUACUGUACAAUCAGCUGGAUCAACAGGUACAGGAUUUCACGACUGACCUCAUGGAUCAGUGUCACAGCUCGGACGAGGUGAAGACAAUCCUGAGCGGUCCCAUCCCCGUCCAGGAGGAGGGGGACGAGGUGGAGGAGGAUGAUAACGACAGCGCAAUACUCCCCAUCCUCACAGCGGCCAUCAAAAUGGGACAGAAGAAGUUUGUUGCUCACAAUCAGAGUCAGGCCCAGAUCGCUGAACUGUGGUACAGCGGCGUGCCCUUUCUCCGCUACCUGAACCGGUUCACCUACCUGAUGCUAGCCAUACCUAUAGGCAUCCUUCUCGUACCUGUGAUGUCCGUCAUAUACCUCGUGUGGCCGUGGGGAAAGGUAAGUGGUGUACCACCCAUGUCCGUUAUAUACCUUGUGUGGCGGUGCCGUACCAGUCAUGUCCGUCAUAUAUCCCGUGUGGCCGUGUUGUACCAGUCAUGUCCGUCAUAUACUCCGCGUGGACGUGUUGUACCAGUCAUGUCUGUCAUAUACCUCGUGUGGCCGUGUUGUACCAGUCAUGUCCGUCAUAUACCCCGUGUGGCCGUGUUGUACCAGUCAUGUCCGUGUUGUACCAGUCAUGUCCGUCAUAUACCUCAUGUGGCCGUGUUGUACAAGUAAUUUCCGUCAUAUACC
Molecule: messenger RNA, 2671 nt
Organism: Gigantopelta aegis
Lineage: Eukaryota; Metazoa; Mollusca; Gastropoda; Neomphalida; Peltospiridae
Product: short transient receptor potential channel 6-like
Exons: 4
Coding region: 1271-2656 (461 amino acids)
Biological process (GO): manganese ion transport; regulation of cytosolic calcium ion concentration; calcium ion transmembrane transport
Cellular component (GO): membrane; cation channel complex
Molecular function (GO): protein binding; store-operated calcium channel activity; inositol 1,4,5 trisphosphate binding
Source: RefSeq, a predicted model, not a curated record